This is a messenger RNA of Argentina anserina (silverweed cinquefoil), 810 nucleotides long. Its product is annotated as ABC transporter C family member 8-like. Gene Ontology annotation, cellular component: membrane. The transcript is spliced from 5 exons. The annotation marks the transcript as partial. The record is from RefSeq and is a predicted model, not a curated record. Lineage: Eukaryota; Viridiplantae; Streptophyta; Magnoliopsida; Rosales; Rosaceae. Gene Ontology annotation, biological process: transmembrane transport. Gene Ontology annotation, molecular function: ATP binding; ATP hydrolysis activity; ATPase-coupled transmembrane transporter activity.
AAAGGUGAUGUGCAUGAUCUAGAAGAAAUAGAAAUAAAAUAUCGUCAAAACGCUCCACUGGUUCUCAAGGGAAUCACUUGCACAUUCAAAGAAGGAACUAGAGUAGGAGUUGUGGGAAGGACAGGAAGUGGGAAAACUACUUUGUUUCGAUUAGUAGAGCCGAGUAGUGGUGACAUUGUAAUAGAUGGACUAGACAUCUGCUCUAUUGGACUAACGGAUUUGAGAAUGAAGCUCAGCAUUAUCCCUCAAGAACCGGUUCUUUUCAGGGGUAGCAUUGGAACCAACUUGGAUCCUCUAGGCUUAUACAGUGAUGAUGAAAUAUGGAGGACCCUAGAGAAGUGUCAGCUAAAGGCAAAAGUCAGCAGUCUACCCAAUCUACUAGACUCAUCUGUGAGUGAUGAAGGGGAAAAUUGGAGUGCCGGGCAGCGGCAGCUGUUCUGCCUUGGAAGAGUGCUUCUUAAGAGGAACAGAAUUCUAGUUCUAGAUGAGGUCACUGCUUCCAUUGAUUCCGCAACAGAUGCCAUUCUUCAAAGAAUAAUCAGGCUAGAAUUUGCAGACUGCACAGUGAUAACAGUUGCUCAUAGAGUUCCAACAGUUAUAGACAGCAACAUGGUCAUGGUAUUUUCUGCUGAUAUUUGGAGGUUUUUUUUUUCUGAACAUGUAGGGAACCUAGUGGAAUAUGAAGAACCCUCAAAGCUCUUGGAUACCAAUUCCUACUUCUCCAAGCUUGUAGCCGAGUAUUGGUCAAGCUGCAAUAAUAACGGAUGCCCAUUGCCAACACCUGAGAAACCGUUCCAUCUUGAUACAUGA